UCGCGUUUAAAAUUCAAAAUGUAAAUAAGUGGUCUUGAAAAUUCGUUAUUGUGUAAUGAAAUUUAUGUCAAAUGGAUUUGACGAAGAAUGAUAAUAAUGAUCAUUUAAAUGAGAGUGAUAUAACUUUUAAACAGUAUGAGUUUCAUAAAAGUCGACUAAAACGUUGGCAAAAUGAAUUUUUUAAACAGAACAAGAAAAAACCAGAUAAGAAUGAUGUCAAGUUUGCGGGUGAAGAUAUUGAAAAUUCCUUCAAUGUUUAUACGAGAUAUAAAAUGUUGUUAGCACAAAAUAAAUAUGAUUCUAAAAGUGCCAAUAAUUCUCUAUCUAUCCAGCAACCAUCUUCUGGUGCGAUAUGGAAUGAUUCAUUAAAAUUAAAACCGAAGAUUCAAGAAGUUGCAAAGGCUAAUUUAAAAAAAAAAUCAGAUUCUCCUAUUUCGUUAAAGCCUCCUAAAAAAAUCAAUAGUUUUAGAAAUUAUGUAAAAAAUGAUAUUCAUACUUCUAGAACUAAAUCUUCUGAGGAUAUCCAUAAUAUAAAACUGCAGAUUGAUGAUAAUUCUUUUGAGAUUAAUUCGCCCACAUUGAAAAAUACUUCGCUCAAAGUAAUAUCCACCGAAAACACAAAUACGACGCUAAUUCAACGAUUUAAUACAACUCAACAAAUCACGAAUAAAUGCCUGAAAGCGUCUUUUGAUUCAACCAUUACUUUUCAUACAAACGAAAAUACGUAUGAAAAUAAUAAGGUAACAGGUAAAAUGUCUUUCAAAACGUCAGAUGAACUUAGUUCAUUAAUGGACACCGAAGAUGAUCUUCAACAGUGUAAUAGUAUAAGCAACAAUAAAAGGCCUCGGCCUGGGGAUGAUUCAUAUGAUAAUUACGUUGAACAACCGUCAAAGAAAAUUGCCUUAGAAAUCACAGCAAUUUCACUAGAAAAUAAUGAUGAUAAAGUUCUGAAGAAUUCCUUAAAGAAGAAACCUAUUUUGGGCGAUGGAGAAAAUUCAGCUGCUUGUACUUCGAAAAUGAAUGAUUGGGAAAAAGUACCUGGUUUAGAAUUGUCAACAAAAAAAUUUAAUUUAUCUGAAAAUUUGAAUAGUAAUGGUUUGUUAAUUAAUGGACAGCCAAAUAAUUCAAAGCCGAGCAAUAAUGCAAAAACUAAUUCAGAUGAUUUUAAUCUUACUGUACACUCAAAUCAUAUUUCAGCGACUGAUGACAAUUUAUGCCCUUUUAUAUCCAAUAAAAAAUAUGAUUCACCUUAUGACCGACCCAAAGGUAAAAAUGAUAAUUUCAUUAAAGUCAAUUUAAAGAAAAAAAAAUAUUCUGGAGGUAAAAAACCUUUUAAUUAUGCGACAUUUAAAAAUAAACAAUGGAAACAGAAUAGAGAUAAAUCAAUAAAAUUCGAUUCAUACAAUUCAUGUUCGAAUUCAAAAAGUCUGAAGAGAACUCAAGAAAAUUUUGAAUUAACUGAAUUAGAAAAUUUACUCAAUAAUGACAGUAAUUCAAUUUACGAAGAAAAUUUAAUUGACCAGAAAUUUUCAAAUAAUAUACUAGACGAAGAGACAGUAAAACUCACCCAAAAUGAUUCAGUUCAAAUUAAACCCUAUUUUGAACUUGAACAAAAUGGAAAAAUUCCUGAUACUCCGAAAGAAAUAUUUGAAUCAUUACAUUUGUUCGGUUAUGAAAGUUUUCGUCCAGGUCAAGAAAAAGCUAUUAUGAACAUACUUUCCGGCUCAUCAACUUUGAUCAUUUCUCACACGGGAAGUGGAAAAUCGUUCUGCUAUCAGUUGCCUGCGUUCAUUUAUUCUAAACGAUCAAAAUGUUUAACCCUAGUUAUAUCACCACUUUUAUCAUUGAUAGAUGAUCAACUAGCAAAUCUUCCCAAAUUCUUAUCUGCAGCAAGUUAUAGCUCCAACCUUAGUUCCGCAAAACGUAAAAAAGUCUUAAAGGAUUUAAAAGAUUGUAAAAUAGAUGUUUUAUUUGUUUCUCCUGAAACAAUUGCAGCGAAUGGCUGUGCUACUUAUUUUAUAAAAUAUAUUCAAUCCGUAGCAACUAUAUCUUUUGUUUGUAUAGACGAAGUUCAUUGUCUUUCACAAUGGUCGCAUAAUUUUAGGCCAUCUUAUUUAAUUGUUUGCAAUGUUUUAAAAGAAGUUCUUGGUGUCAAUCGUUUUAUGGGAAUAACUGCUACCGCCAGCUCUUCUAUAAUCGCAGAAUUGACAACUUUAUUUGAGAUAAAAGAUAAUAAUGCUGGAGUAAUAUUGCAUAGCUCUUUUCCAAGUAAUUUAACAUUAACGAUUUCAAAAGAUAUUCAAAAAGAAGAUGCAUUAAUCAAAUUUGUGAAACACAGAUUGAAAGAACAACAUAACUCCAUGAUAGUAUACUGUACUCGGAGAGAAGAUUGUUUUAAAAUUUCAAAUGUGUUGCGAACGUCACUAAGGCAGGCCUCAUUCAUCGAAAAUAAGUUGAUAUCAAAUAUUGCUGAACCUUACCAUGCUGGACUUACCGCACAAAAAAGAAGAUCUGUACAAACCGCUUUCAUGAAAGGUGAAAUUCCUAUCAUAGUUGCUACUGUGGCAUUUGGAAUGGGAAUCAAUAAGCCAGACAUAAGAUCAGUGAUCCAUUAUAAUAUGCCAUCUAGUUUAGAAAACUAUGUACAAGAAGUCGGGCGGGCUGGUAGAGACGGAAAACCGGCCUUUUGUCACAUGUUCUUAUCUCCCGAGCUUAAAAUUAAUGAACAAGAGAUUUUGCGUCAUAUUUUUGCGAAUGUUAUCAAUAAACAAAGUGUAAAAUAUUUAGUACAAAAAGUUUUUACUACACAUACGUGUGACUGUUCGACUGAGAUUUGUCGUGGACAUGAAGUUAUAUUUUCUAUUGAAGACACCAUAUUAACAUUGGAUCUAUCUGAAGAAAUGAUUGUCACUCUCUUAUGUUAUAUGCAGAUUUAUUUUCGUAAAUAUAUAAAUUUACUACCUCAAGCAUUCAUGUAUGCCACUGUCAAAAGUAAAAGUGGAUAUCAAGCUAUACAACUAGCACAGAAAAAAUCUUCAUCAUUAUCUGCAGCUAUCAACCAAAUGAAGGUUUAUAAAAAUUAUACGGAAAAUAUAUCUGAAAUUAAGAUACCUAUUCUUCAAAUAGCACGUUCCCUCGGGUGGACAUUUCAAAAAAUCAUUCAAGAUCUGAAAAGAUUGGAAUUUGAAACAGCUAUCACAAAAUCUGGACUACCAUCUUUAUCUGUUGAAUUUAAUACGCUUGGAUUUCACAUGAAAGUAUAUGGAAAUUUAUCAGAAGAUGUAUUAAAUGAAAUAGUUGCAACUUUAAUGAAACAGAAUAUAAUGCAAAAAAACCUUCGUCUUCAAAAACUUGAAUCUAUUUCUUCCAUAAGCCAAAAAUUGAGUUUUGAAACUGUAGAUCAGUGCAUGGCAGUAUCUGAGGAUGUACAGAUGAAGUCAGUUGAGUUGAGAAAAUCUAUUCAAACUUAUUUCCAAGAAAAUGUUAUGAAAACCGAUGGAAUUACAAAUCACACGACACUAACUGAUGCAGAGAAUAUCAAAAAAAGUAUAGAAAAUUUGAUUUUAAGUUAUGGAGACGAACGAUUUAACAGUCACAGUAUUUCUCGGAUUUUCCACGGAAUUCAAAGUCCACGUUACCCCGCAUUGCAAUGGUAUAAAUGCAAGUACUGGAGAGCCUAUAUUCAUGAAGAUUUUGAUGCCUUGAAUAAAUUGGCAGAAGAUGUAUUACGAAACUUUAAGAUAAAAUAGUGCCUUAUAAUAAAAAAUAGCUGUAUGAGAUUAAAAUUAAUUUUUAUUGUUUUUACCAAACAGUAAUUUAUACAAUACAAGUGCUGUAAGUAACACUGUUUUGAAAAGAUGGUUCAAC
Molecule: messenger RNA, 3867 nt
Organism: Trichogramma pretiosum
Lineage: Eukaryota; Metazoa; Arthropoda; Insecta; Hymenoptera; Trichogrammatidae
Gene: RecQ4
Product: ATP-dependent DNA helicase Q4
Exons: 8
Coding region: 72-3749 (1225 amino acids)
Biological process (GO): double-strand break repair via homologous recombination
Cellular component (GO): cytoplasm; chromosome; nucleus
Molecular function (GO): ATP binding; nucleic acid binding; four-way junction helicase activity
Source: RefSeq, a predicted model, not a curated record